AUGCCGAACAAUUGUUCAACCAUCAUCAAGCGUAAGAAAGAUAUGCUCAAUCAUAUCUUACGAAGCAACAGCGAUGGUAAACUUCAAGAUGAUAUAAUUGAAACAACAGCUGAAUUACGUAUCUCCGGUGCGCGUAAAACUUCGGCGCACGCGUCUCCAGCAACACCUUAUCGAUCGAAUUUCUUUCCAAACAAUCGUGUACAGCCAACGCCGACUGAUCCAUAUGAUACACAUCUACCAACAAUACGAUACACGAAAGGAAAUGUCGAUCGGCAUCAUCCAUCACACGAUGAAUACCAUUCUCGUUCACGGUCUAAAACUCCUUUAGUUAGUGCUAGUCCGAAAAGUAGUGGCUGUACGCCAUCUGCAUCGAUUUCAUCGAUAUUCAAUGCAUUUGGUAAACGUUCGACGGAAAAUUUAAUGAGUUCGCAUGGAGAGUUAGAGGAGAUUAAUUCUGCAAGUCCAACACCACUGGGUCGUCGAUCGCAACGCACAAGUAAAAGAAAUGGAAUCAAUCAGAAUAUGAUCUUGUCGCAAAGGCAGCUAACGGAUAGUGGAGUAGAUUUUCGUUUCUCCAGUAGUUCGGGUGAUACAAAUCAACAUUCGAAUCCGCGACCUUUGAAAACAUCAUCGAAGCUUCGAAUCACUCCAGCACACACACAAAUGGAUUCUUCUCGUGGACCAGAAUUACUCACUAGAGAACGGACGAAUCAUGGUCAAUUGUAUCAACGUCGUACUAAUAAUACUAUCAAAACUCCAAUGAAACAAAAGAUUGACAAAUAUCGUCGCCGUUCUGAAGAAGUUAUUCAAGCCGCAUAUGGACAUCUGUCGACUAAUUCAUCGCCUAACAAUGCUCCAUACACUCGUCCAAAACCGCCACCACCAACACCGACGAAAUCUCAUCGUGUAGCAUCAAAUGCUGAUAUCGAAGCUCAUCUGAAGACACUCCGCUUGUCAAUAAAUCCAAAUCUACCUCAAACGAUCGAACCAUCUCAUAAUUUAUCACACCCGUAUCCAAGUCAUCGCAUUAAAUCUCCAUAUCUAUAUCCUCCACAGCAACAACUCGUCUCAGCUAUACUACCAACAUCCAGUCCUCCGACACCGCUAGUUCGUAUUCGUCGAAGUCAAGCAGCAAACCCACCAACAGCUGCAGCUAGCUCGUCUCAGCAUCAGCAUCAGCAUCACCAUCACAAUUCGCUUAACCAAUCAACAACUUACACUCCAGGAAAUCUCUAUUUAGCAUUUAUAGCAUCACGUCAUAUGUCCACGGUAGAAGGUCAUUCAUUAGAAUCCGAUCCUGAGCAACAAAAACUCAUGCGUAUACUUGAUUGGAUUGAGAAAGUUGAAGAGCAUCGUCAUCAGCAAUCUGAUCACGACAAAUUAAUCAUCGAACAAAACAGACGUAUGGAAACUCAAGAAGACGAUCUAUCUCUAUACUCUGAACUUCAAUUUGCCGUCGACGAUAUACCAGCUAAUACAAGCGGACAACCAUGCGAGAGAAUAGUGAUCCUAGAUUUUGAUAAAUAA
Messenger RNA from Adineta ricciae, 1527 nucleotides. Lineage: Eukaryota; Metazoa; Rotifera; Eurotatoria; Adinetida; Adinetidae. The record is from the annotation of a GenBank genome assembly.